AUGUUGCGUCUGUUCAGAAAGAAGAAGAAGCAGAAGAAAGAAGAGGAGAUCAAUCUCCAGAAGAAUGGGAGCUUACUGUUGGAAGAACUCAUUGCAACUUCAGGAGGUAUAUACAAUCCCAUCCGUACGUUUUCUUCCGACCAAAUCCUACAAGCUACAAAUCACUUUGACUGGAACUACGUAAUCUCUGAAGACAGAUUCGUGUGGUACAAAGGCAUGAUUGAAAACAGACCCGUACUGAUCAAGAAAUUCCAAGACUGUUCUGUUUUCGACGCUGACAACUUUUACCGUGACAUUGCUGUUUCAUCUUUGAUGAGUAGCCAUAAGAAUGUUCUCAAGCUCUUGGGGUGUUGUCUAGAGUUUCCUCGUCCGGUUCUCGUGUGUGAAUAUCCAGAACAUGGAGCUCUAAACUGUAUAAGAUGUGGAAAAGAAGGCGUCCGGUCAUUCCCUUGGAAUGUAAGGUUGAGAAUCGCCAAGGAGAUUGCAGAUGCUGUAGCGUAUCUUCAUACUGAAUUCCCCAGGACUAUAAUCCAUAGGGAUUUAAAGCUUGCAAAUAUUUUCCUUGACGAGAAUUGGUCCGCUAAGCUCUCUUCUUUCAGCCUCAGUAUAGUGCUUCCAGAGGGUGAAACUGGCGUAAAUGACAUGGUUUGCAGGACAUCAAGCUAUAUCGAGCCUGAUUACUUUAAUACAGGUUUGGUCACCGAGAAUGUCGACAUCUAUAGUCUUGGGAUCAUCAUGCUAAUUAUUUUGACAGGAAAGUCUGAAUACAAUUCAGAAGUCGCUGUUUAUCUUCCUGUAUUGCCUGUCUAUGUUGGGAAGUUUCUGGAGCGAGGUUUGUUGACUGAACUCAUAGACCCGUCGAUAUUGGACAGCACGAGUGAUGACAUUCCCAAGCAUUCAAGACUGCAAAUGGAAGCGUUCAUUGAGCUUGCUUUUAGAUGUGUAAGAUUCAGACCAGGAGAGAACGUGCCUCGCAUGAUAGACGUUGCAAAAGAGCUUAAGAAGAUAGAGAAACAUAUAUGA
Arabidopsis thaliana (thale cress) is the source of this 1023-nucleotide messenger RNA. Its product is annotated as Protein kinase superfamily protein. Lineage: Eukaryota; Viridiplantae; Streptophyta; Magnoliopsida; Brassicales; Brassicaceae. The record is from RefSeq and is marked reviewed. The coding region runs from base 1 to 1023 and encodes 340 amino acids. Gene Ontology annotation, molecular function: kinase activity; protein kinase activity; protein serine/threonine kinase activity. The transcript has a single exon. Gene Ontology annotation, biological process: cell surface receptor signaling pathway; response to temperature stimulus; defense response to bacterium.